Molecule: messenger RNA, 3962 nt
Organism: Actinia tenebrosa (Australian red waratah sea anemone)
Lineage: Eukaryota; Metazoa; Cnidaria; Anthozoa; Actiniaria; Actiniidae
Product: protein TEX261
Biological process (GO): endoplasmic reticulum to Golgi vesicle-mediated transport
Cellular component (GO): COPII-coated ER to Golgi transport vesicle; Golgi membrane; endoplasmic reticulum membrane
Molecular function (GO): COPII receptor activity
Source: RefSeq, a predicted model, not a curated record
UCUACACACGUCGAGUAGAUAUUUUUCUAAGACUCUGAACUUAUUUUCUUGCUUUUUUAGUCACUUUUUACUUAAUUGUGCAAUAGAAAUGUUCCUUUUCAUUUUAAGUUGGGUUUCUACACUAUUUCAAAUCGUAUUCCUCACCUUAGCCUUAGCCUCUGCGUUGUAUUAUCUUGCUGAGCUGGUGGAGGAAUACACUGUUCUUGCAGCUAAAAUCAUCAAAUAUAUUCUGAUAGCAGUUACAGUUGUAUACAUAUGUCUUCUGGUGUUUGAAGGUUUCCCAUGGCUGAUGAUAGCAAUAGGCUUGGUAUCUAAUGGAAUAUAUUCCAUGUUACUGAAAGAUUUUCCCUUCAUUGAUUUGACUUCACCUGUAUUCAUAGCUUCUAUUGCUUCUGUGUUUAUUAAUCAUUACUUGGCAUUCCAACACUUUUCUCAAGUUUGGUAUCCCUUUUCUGAGGUUUUGGCAUAUUUUACCAUCUGCUUAUGGAUAUUGCCUUUUUCUUUUUUUGUCUCACUGUCGGCAAGUGAGAAUGUUCUUCCUACAGCAACAGCAAGUGGACAAGAAAGUGAAGACUCAAGCUAUGAUUACCCUGGACAGAGAUCACACAGACAGCUCAGCAUUCUAGCUUUCUUCAACUUCCUGUUCAGGAAAACUGAAGAAUAUUUACCAACAAGAACCAAGACAUCCAAGUCAUACUGAAUGCAUGCACAACUAACUUACUGCAAGUAUGAUGGAGUAUUAUCAUUACUUAUUGCAUGUCUGUAGUGUGGUUACUGUCCAUGUGAAGCCCAAUCUGAAAUAAUAGCUCUAAAUAUGUAUACUUAAGUCCAUUGAAAUUUUAUUGAAAUAUGACCAAGACUAGUAUUUAUGUACUUACACGCUUUAAAGAUAUAUCAAAUAAGACUUCCUAUCAAAAAAGUGCAAUUGGGCUACCUUUCUUAAUAAUGGAAAAAUUGCUUUUGUAUAAUUUUAAUGUGACAUACUGGAGCUAUAUGGAUGGACUAUCUAUAAGUGUGGACAUAUUCUUAUUGUUAGAGCCUAUGACAUGAUUUUUAACCUUAGCCUUAUGGGUGGAAUUCUUUUAUUGUGAGAGCUCACGGUAUAUACAAUAUUUGGAAUGAGUAGUGCUUUAUUUCGUUAACUCAUAACGCUUUAACAGCCCUGUCAGUUGAAAAUUUAUAAUGAAUAUCAGGCCUGCUGCUAGGACCUUGAAAGAGGAGGUUCGUCUUUCUACCAAUCUUAGUCAAAAAGCUAAAAUAAAGUUAAACAUUAUUUCAUACUCCUACAAAGGUGGAGGGGGAUGUUCAAACCAUCAAAAUACCCCUAGUGACUGGCCUGGAUAUGUAAUGCAUUUUAUAAAUACUGUAUAGUAUGCAGUAUGUGUAAGAACAAGGGCUUGAUGUCUAGCUCUCAUGUCGUAUGAUCUCUGGACAUAAAGUCUGCACAUAAAGCUAAUGGAUGUGUAUAUAACCCCUCUAUCAAAUAGUACUUGUAAAAUAUGUGAUAUUUCUGUUAGACUUUUUCUUGACCAGAACUUCUGCAAGAUAUUCAUUUUACUCAUACAUGCUAUUUACCAUAAAAGUUACCAUCAAACAGGGUCGAUUUAACAUCUCUGCCGUAACCAUUCCUUAACCCUAAGUUGAUAUCUAAGAUUGGAUACUUAUACUGAGCUAUGUAUGAUGUACACCAUUAYGUUUCUAACCUCUAUUAUAUUGACAACUUUAGCAAAUUUGACUGGAAAUUAACUAUCCAUCAUCCCUGUAUUCAUUGAAAUUGUCUGUGAUGAAUGUAGUGGUUCACUGAGUGUCUGCGCACUUCCUUCCUGUACAGGAAUGCUUCAAAAAAUAUGGUUACUGUAAUAGCAUUCCCAAUGUUUUUAACUUCUUCUCUCAAAAUAUUAAAUCUACUUCUGACUCCUCUCACCAGCAGUAAGUCUUGCACUUCGUUCAGUAGGAUUUAAUAAACACAACCAUGAAACACUAUUUAUGAUAGAUUGUUAUUAGAAGWACUAUAAUAUUUGAUUUUAAGAAGAAAAAUCACUAAAAAUAGAGAAAAAUAUCUAUUUAUCAUGUCCGUAUCAAGGAAAUCUUAUCCAGGGUCUCCCUCGCAUCCGUUUUUAGUGUCGGUCGUCACGCAAUGAGAGGGAGGGAGGGAGCUUUGCGUCACGACCAACCCUAAAAACGGAUGCGAGGGAGACUAAUCAGAGACAAGCAUUCGGGCAUGCUUGUAAUGAACAAGGUAUUCAAGUCAAAAAGAAGCAUUUAGGUUGCCCCUAACAACAUUGCAGUUUUCAUGUCUCAAAACUUUUUCUUUUCUCACUCAACUGAGAACCAUAUUAAUAAUAUUGGGKUUUUUUUUGUCCAAAUAAACCUAUUGGGCCAUUAUAAAGAUAUUCAAUGCACUUUAUUUAUUACAGAAAGAGUAAAUUUAGAACAUAUGGUGAAAUUCUCAACUACGCACAUGUGUAUAUGCAUAAAGGAUGCUACRCCCCUGUUUAGUAUAACAUAUGUUUUGUGGUAUAUAUAUUUUCCUAUAGAAUUUUAUUUUCUGUAUCAAAAUACAAAAAGUUAGAAUUUAUUUUAGGAAAAAACCUGAAGAUAGCAUUUUAUUAUUUUAACAAGUAAACCAUUAAAAUGUUGUGGAAAAACUAAAGUUUAUUUGUUAUUGAACUUGUGAAAAUAUUUACCAAAUAUCAUAAAAUAAAAAUUUAAAAAUACAUUAAAACAAUAUCAUAAACGUUUCUUGAGGAAGUAAGCUGUACAGCCAACUAGAAAAGCUUUUCCAAAACCUUUCACCUUUGCACACCUUAUUAUUUUAUCGUUGGAUUUAUUAGUGCAUGUUAAUGAUUUACCAGUGAUUAUGCUCGUAUCACAUAACCGUAAUCGGAUAGUUUGAUUUGGGUGAUAAGUUGAUGUAGCGUGUCGAAGGAAAGUUAAACUAAGAAAGAAGCUCCUUAGAAUAUUAACUAAUUUGCUAUCCGGCCAAGUAGCACAGAGUCUUUACGUGAUUCUAAUAAAUGCAGUGAUUGAAUGAUGGAAUCUCAGUAAGUGAUUUGCUGUUCUAACACGGCCGACCCGGGGAAACUCGAAAGAUUGCCCCAGCCGUAACAGUGCAAUCGGAUACUAGCUGUCUGGUGCGCUUGGAAGUCUACAGAUACUAUGUAGAAAUAUUGUAAACGUCAUUAUCGUUAUUUAAUACUGAAAAUCCUUUAUUAUACGUGCGGCAAUCCUGAACCACACCUGGUUGGAGCAAUAGGACAUGACGUAACAUUGUCACCGGAAAUGGUUCUACAUCAUAAACCCUUUCGAAUGUUAUGUUAUUCGCCUUGUCAAAAUGCCGGGUCGUGAUUGGCUGGUUCGCCGCUGAUAUCCGACCAAACACGAAACUUCCAGCAUAAUCGCUGCUGUGUUUUGAGGCACGAACGACAAAAACAUCACGAUAAAUAUAAGAUCUUUUCAAAGAAGCGAAAUAGAAGACAAGAUGGAAGGGUCUUACCAAAGCACCAAUGAUCAUCUGUUUGAAGAUGAUUUGAUCCGUAUGUGUAUUGAACAGUUACUCGACGAUGAAGAUGARAGGGAGACCUUGUCGAAUGACGAGAUUUUCACCCCACAAAAGUCAAAAAAUCUUCAUUUUAGCACUCCAAACUAUCAAGUGAUCGGCCAACAGCCUCUUAAACAUGGCGUAAUUGGAAGCAAGACGACCUAUUCUACUGGAAAGAGUGGAAAGUUUCAGCGCAAUUCGGCCACAAGCAAGCUGAAUCCAAAUGCCAAGGUGUUUGUUCCCCAAAGUUAUGCCGUGAGGACAUCAUCGUAACAAAGCUACAGCCAUAAUACUCCGUUAUUUAAUGAAAGAUACAUUGUGUAUGUAAAUAUAAGAGGAUAAUGUUUGUAAAUUGCUUGCUUGGCAAGGAGCAAUGUUUGUAAUAUCUUAUUUUAAGAUUAAAGCUUAUAUCAUUCUGCUA